AUGAGUCACGAUGAUGCCCAAUUGCCUGGUACAAUGGAUGGGCAAUCCACCCCUGAACUACCAAAUUCGCCGUUGCUGAACUACGAUGCUCCGCGGAUGCAGUAUCGCAACCGACCUGUGUCCGUGGCCGUUGACCCCAUUUCGCUGGUCAUAUCCGAGUGUAUAUCAAUAACUUCUGCAGUCCAAAAGUAUGCCAGAUCGCCGCAUUCUUCUGUAUCAGCAAUUCUCGGCGGCAACCCGAAUUUAAUACAGCUUGGCACUGCCGGCCCUGUAUUGAAGACCCGACAAAAUAGAUUGGCUGCAGGCACUGGAGAUGCUGAAAACGCUGGAGACGGAGCAUCUGCGAGCAACCGAUGGGGCUUGCGUGGCCAGAAGGGAAAGAGCCUGCAAGAUAAUCCAAUGAUUGCAGCCUUUGGCAGGCUUCGACACGAGAUUACGGCAGUCAAAGAUGUUCGUACGUUUGAUGCACCGUCGUUACUGGCGCCUUUUCUUCUUGUCAUCCAAGCCAAAGGAACGGCCGCGCCUGUUACGAUUCUGGCACUUGGAGCCUUAAGAAAAUUCUUGGCAUAUGGUUUUGUUUGUUCUGAAUCGCCCAGAUUCGCACUUGCUAUGCAGUCUCUAUCCGCAGCUGUUACACAUUGUCAAUUCGACAUUAGUGAUUCAGCCCAAGGUGAAGUGGUUCUUCUUAUGAUUCUUAAUCUUAUGGAAGACAUGAUGUCCGGUCCUGGUGGUCACAUUUUAAGCGAUGAAAGUGUCUGCGACAUGAUGGGUCGUGGUCUCGCGAUUUGCUCCCAGCCAAGGUUCUCAGCAGUGCUGCGCAGAACUGCUGAGGCUGCUAUGGUUCGCAUGUGUCAAAUUAUAUUUGAAGAUAUCAAGCAUCUCGAGCUCGAACCUGGCGACGAGAAUGACGGGCUUGAGCAGCGUGUGCAGGAGGACUUGGCCCACUUAAGAAUGGAAGAGCCCAGACAGUCUGAGAGUGAAGGAAACGCCUCAAAGCCUAAGGAUUCGAACGCGCCUGAGACAGAUGCACCACUUGAUGAUGGAGGAGAAGAGGACAGGGCGUCUUCAUCUCAGAGCUUCAAGGACGUUUCGAGUGCGCAAACUGAAGACACGGAAUCUAUGGACCUCAAACCCUAUUCUUUUCCAUCUGUCCGAGAACUCUUCCGGGUUCUUGUUCACUUCCUUGAUCCGAAUGAUCGUCAACACACAGACACAAUGAGGGUGAUGGCAAUGCGAAUUCUGCACGUGGCCUUGGAAGUUUCAGGGCCGUUUAUUGCCCGGCACCCGGCACUAGCAACGAUCGCAGAAGAUCGUUUGUGCUGCUAUCUCUUUCAACUUGUCAGAUCUGACAACAUGUCUGUCCUACAGGAGUCCUUGAUUGUCACAGGUACACUGCUGGCUACAUGUAGAGGGGUGCUGAAGUUGCAACAAGAACUAUACUUGUCCUACUUGGUUGCAUGCUUGCACCCUACAGUCCAUAUUCCGCGGGAGCCAGGCAUUGAUCCUUCCCUAUACGUCGGGAUACCAGAGACACCAAAGCUUGUCAAGCCUCCACCCUCACAAGCGGGCAGCGGCCGCGCUACUCCAGUUUCUGUGAAAGAUAGACAAAAGCUUGGCUUAGAAGGCGGCGCCCGCAAGCCUGACGCAAGGCAAGCGAUGGUAGAGACCAUAGGUGUUCUGUGCCGGAUGCCAACAUUCGUUGCCGAACUGUUUGUGAAUUAUGACUGCGAUGUGGAUAGAGCGGACCUGUGCGAAGAUAUUAUCGGUUUACUCUCGCGAAAUGCGCUGCCUGAUUCAGCAACAUGGAGCACAACUAGUGUACCGCCACUGUGCCUUGACGCUCUGCUUCGUUACAUUCAGUUCUUGGCUGAGAGGCUAGAAGAAGACCCUAUCGUCGAAGGGCUUCCACAGCCAUCUCAUCUUCGGGAGCAAAGACGAAAGAAAAAGAUUAUUGUCAAAGGAACUAGCAAGUUCAAUGAGAAACCAAAGUUAGGACUCGGUUAUUUGGAGGCUCAGGAAAUUAUAUCUGAUGCCAAUAAUCCUGCCGAGGUAGCGAAAUUUCUCAAGGAAACUUCACGGGUUUCCAAAUCGGUAUUAGGUGACUAUCUUUCCAAAAGGGGUAAUGAGGCGAUCUUAAAAGCGUUUCUAGACCUCUUCGACUUUUCUGGUAAGAGAGUAGAUGAGGCAUUGAGAGUUCUUCUGGAAACAUUUAGGCUACCAGGCGAAGCACCACUUAUAGCGGCGAUCGUUGAAUGCUUUUCAGAGAAGUAUUGCGCGGACGACACACCAAAGGAUGUAGCCAACAAAGACGCCGUCUUCAUAUUGACUUACGCAAUAAUCAUCCUGAAUACCGACCAGCACAAUCCGAAUCUUAAAUCCGCCAAGAGGAUGACCUUUGAAGACUUUUCGAGAAAUCUUCGUGGUACAAAUGAUGGAAAAGACUUUGCUGUAGAGUUUCUUCAAGCAAUUUUCGACUCUAUCAAGUCUAAUGAAAUCAUCUUGCCAGACGAGCACGAUAACAAGCAUGCUUUCGACUAUGCAUGGAGAGAACUCUUACUGAAAACUGAAACAGCGGGGAACCUGGUUAUAUGCAAUACGAACAUAUACGAUGCUGAUAUGUUUGACGCUACAUGGAGGCCGAUCGUUUCAACGUUGUCAUAUGUUUUCAUGUCUGCGACUGAUGAUGCGGUCUUCGCUAGAAUCGUCACUGGCUUCGAUGAAUGUGCCCGUAUCGCAGCCAAAUACAAAAACUCUGAUGCGCUAGAUCAAAUCAUCUACUGCCUCAGCCACAUGAGUACUCUUGCCACGGCUAGCACUUUCAAUACGUCUUUGAACACAGAGAUUGACGUUGGGGAUGGAAGUGUCAUGGUCAGUGAGUUAGCCGUCAAGCUGGGCAGGGAUUUCCGUGCACAACUAGCCACACUCGUUUUGUUUCGUGUGAUCACUGGGAAUGAGGCUCUAGUUCAUCAAGGAUGGAAACAAGUUGUACAAAUUUGGGUGAAUCUUUUUGUCAACUCAUUAAUACCAUCAUUCGCCAUCGCCAGUAAAUUCUCGCUGACGAUACAAGGGAUUCCUCUGCAAAUGCCGUCCCAGAUUAUAGACCGAGCUACGCGAACCGCUGAGACUGGAUUCUUCAGCGCUUUCACUUCUUACAUAUCCAGCUAUGCAGCUGACGACCCUCCAGAACCGUCAGAAGAAGAACUAGAGAGUACAUUAUGUACUGUCGAUUGCAUCAAGUCAUGCAAUAUGGAGCAAAUUUUCCACAAUAUAUCCAAUCUCUCUGCUCCUAUCGCUACAGAACUAGUGGAGGCGCUUCUUGAACAGAUUCCCGAGAUUGAUCAGGCGGCGGUCAUCACAGUCAAACCAGAUUCCAUCCCACCUGUGUCAGCAAAUACUCAAACUCGAGCUGCUACGCAGCCGACAUAUGAUCCUAGUGUGGCCUACAUCUUGGAAUUUUGUACAAUAUUGGCCAUUCAAACCGACGAAUUCAUUGAGUUCAUGGGCAAAACAGUGUUCGAUGUGGUGCUGGGGCUGCUUCGGGAUCCGACACAGUGGCACUUUAUUACCUUGUCCCGGGCAGUUUUUCACGCCUUGUCUAUUCUCAAGAGCAGUUAUGAUCACGACUUUGUCAAAGUGCACUCAUUGCUACAUACGAUCGCGAAUUUGCCACAGCAAGUCAUAGCAAAGUCUUCCGACACAACAUUGAGGGGGCUUGCCACUUGUACGGAAGAACCCGGACCACUCCGAAGCGAAAUUAUGAAGUCUCCUGAUUUUUGGGCCAUUCUAGGCGUGUUAGCAGGGAAUCCAGACGGUGCUGCGUCUGUAUUUGCAAUCCUGGAGAAUGGUGCAACUGGGAACCCGCCGGCUAUUGCUGCAGACAAUUACGAAGCUGCUAUCGCUCUUUUGAACUUCUUUGCAUCUGCUGCAGCUCCUGCUGAGCCGUCAGAAUUGAAUUUAGAACAGAAUCAGCGCAGAGCAUUGAGGCCUUUCCAACCUGAUAAAGAAAGUGUCGAAAGGGGAUGCAAGGCAAUUAUUGCUUUGCAACGCAUGGCUGCCCGUGUCCCACACUUGAUGCAGCAAUCGCGUCUCGAGACGAAUGAGGCGUGGUCAGCGUAUUGGCUUCCAAUUUUCCAAACACUAACAACACAGUGUACCAAUCCAUGCAGAGACAUCCGGCAACUCGCAUUCUCUACCAUGCAACGCUUGCUUCUGUCUCCGGAGGUAACGCUUACAGACGCAAAAGAAUGGACGGCCAUUUUCAGCAGGGUGUUGUUCCCCUUGAUACAGCGACUGCUCAAGCCAGAAGUCUUUUCCUCGGACAGAGACGGUAUGAGUGAGAUGCGAGUGCAGUGCGCAUCACUUCUGUGCAAAGUCUUUUUGCAAUAUCUAGUACUGCUUUCCGGAUGGGAUGGUAUGCUAGACCUGUGGGUUAAAAUUAUUGAAAUAAUGGAUCGUCUUAUGAACAGUGGUCAAGGAGACAGUUUGGAGGAAGCAGUAAGAGAGAAUUUGAAGAAUGUCGUACUUUUCAUGGCGAGUAGUGGGUAUCUUGAUCCCCAAUCAGGAGACGCAUCUAAGCAGGCGCUUUGGAGCGAGACGUGGAAGCGGGUUGAUCGAUUUCUGCCAGAGUUGCGGAGUGACCUUGCCUCGGAAGACAUUGGAACCAAGUCCAGCACAGAUAAGGUCCAAAUGGAGAAACCAGAGGAAACCACGAGGCAAGCUGGCGAAACUGCUGAUGGUCCAGGCGACGGCGAUGUGACGAAGGCAGAUGAUAAAUAG
Molecule: messenger RNA, 4776 nt
Organism: Metarhizium album ARSEF 1941
Lineage: Eukaryota; Fungi; Ascomycota; Sordariomycetes; Hypocreales; Clavicipitaceae
Product: Sec7 domain-containing protein
Exons: 8
Coding region: 1-4776 (1591 amino acids)
Biological process (GO): regulation of ARF protein signal transduction
Molecular function (GO): guanyl-nucleotide exchange factor activity
Source: RefSeq, a predicted model, not a curated record